UCGCUUAUUUUACCAUACUCCAAGCGUAAAAUCUGGUUAUGAAUAACGCUACUGACAGCGCUGGGAGACAGCGAGACAGCUUUGCGCCUGCGGAGGGAUACGGGAUACGUCCAGUGGAUUCGUUACGGAUAGAAAAAAGUAGAGGAAGAAGCAGGCAUGCGCAAAUUAGGACAGCAGUUAGCCGUCUUAGCAAGAUGUUUCUGAUAUAAGCGAUGAGAAGUUGUUGAUUGUCAAACUGUUCAACGCUGAGAACAUUUUUGGUUGGGGUUUAAGGAGCCACCUCCGGACGAGUGCGCGAACGGAACGCUGUUGCGGAUACCGCCGCCGGAUAGGAGGGUAGCGAUGGAGGUGACCAAAAUGGAUCUCAGCGGCACGCUACGUGGCGGAUGCUCGGAGUGCCUGUGCUCCCAGUACCACCGGACCGUGUGCCUGAUUCAGCUCUCUCCCGAGAUCCCGAUCGGUGCCUGCGUGGACUGCUGGCACCGCCCGGCGUCCCACGGGGAGCUGGAGAGGGCUGUGGAAAACUCGGAGUAUCCACCAGCGUGCUCAGAACUGGCCAUCGCUUCUACGGCGUCCUUGGACGUUUUAGGCUCCAGGGAACAAGAAAGCAGCAGUCCUGAAUGCAGUCUUCUGCCCCUGUUGGAGAUAAAAACAGAGUUUGAGGAAUGCCCAAUCUCUCCGCCACCCAGAAGCCUUGCAGUGGCCAGUUCCCAAGAUUUGUCGUCGGCUGUUGUGCCCGCGGUCCCUGCGGCUCCACGGCAGAUCAACCUCCCUGCGCCUCAAGACUGCAGGGGAAGGUGGAAGCAUGGCCUUCCCCCACUGUGUUCCUCGUUAAAUCCGCUCCUGUUUGGAGAGCCAUUGGACGAAGAACGGAGGAAAACACUGGUUUCGAAAUUGAGGGAUGACCUCAUACAUUUCCUCGACACAAAUCACCUGGUCCUGAGCGGCUCGAGCGCAACCAUUAGGUGGAGCUACAACUCCCUGGGAAAGGCGUUGGCAUCUGCCUAUCCGAACAUGGUGCUGGACAAGCCAGGAGCCAAGCCUUUUUCACGUUCUUCCGGCAUUCAUGGUCCCUUCAUCAGAAGGCUGGCGUGCACGAGGAAAAUGAGAAGGCUGAGGGCGUUGAAAGCGAAGAAAGACCCUCAGCAGACUCCGUAACAUCCCAACUCAUGCUGCCAGAAAAGCAAAGAGGAGUUUGUGGCUUUGGACGAAACAAAAAUGGCCGUGGUGUACGCCGUUGGCAGGCUGUCGUCAUACUGGCCGCUGGUGCACGCCGCCGGAAAGCCAAGUAUUCCUACGCUCCGUGCGAUCGAAUG
Ixodes scapularis (black-legged tick) is the source of this 1316-nucleotide messenger RNA. RefSeq lists its product as uncharacterized. The transcript is spliced from 9 exons. The record is from RefSeq and is a predicted model, not a curated record. NCBI's taxonomy places the organism in Eukaryota, Metazoa, Arthropoda, Arachnida, Ixodida, Ixodidae. The coding region runs from base 343 to 1158 and encodes 271 amino acids.